UAUUUUAGUGUUAAUAAUGUGAAAUUAUGCUGUAGCAACAUAUAGUUAAUAGACAAAUUGUAUUGAUUUUCAGAUGCAUUAUGGCGGAGAGAAUACUAUUUUAAGAAAGAAAAAAAAUAGUAGCAAUGUGACAUUUAUUUGAAUAUAUUUAAUUUUUGUUUUAAUAUUAAAUAUGAUGUAAUUAUUUUGUAUUCUUUAGUAUAUGGCCAGUAUUAGUUAGUAAAAAUUAGUUAAAUAAAUAAAAUGUUUAAAAAUAUUUCUAAUUCAAGAAGAUAUAAAGGACUCGUAUUAAAUUUAAAAAGACUGGUGGAUGGUUCGGAGAAUUGCACAAAAUAUACUUAAUGGUGUACAUGGAUGAGAGGGGGCGCGCUGGGCGCCGCGACGGUGCCGCGUUGCCUAAUUCUAUUAAGGCAUGCGAAGCGCCCAUCCAAUUGGAACCAGUAGACCUUAGUUUGAAAAGACGCUCGCCCACACCACGGCGCCGUUCAAGACAACUCGGUAACAGUUACCCCACUUCGUCAAAAGUGAUCAAAAUAGAAGAAUCUACUUCAACUCAACUACCCUUCGACUCCAGUAUUGAUGAGCCGAGGAUUAAGAUCGGUCCCGACCUUCGCAGUGCGAGGAAGCUGAAGAAUGUUAGUAGGUUAAAACAACCUUCGAACCAUCACUCUCCACCGCCGUCAAUCGAUCUAUCAAACUUGUUCCCGCCAAUUUUGCCAUUCGCAAUUCCGAACCAAUUGAAACCGAACACGCCAGAUAUGGAGAUUAAAAACUUUUUACUAAACACCGCCUUGCAGAACGCUCUAAAUGACUCGUUGAGUGAACUCGCUCAGAAGAAAUUGACAACAGAUAAAAUAGCAACGGAUAAAAUUGGUACAGAUAAAAAAGACAAAGAGUGUGAGGCUCAAAACCGAAGGAGGUUACAUAAGUGCGAUGUGGCCGGAUGUCAUAAGGUUUACACGAAAAGUUCUCAUUUGAAAGCCCAUAAACGGACACACACAGGUGAAAAACCAUAUAGCUGUGGCUGGGCUGGUUGCGGCUGGAGGUUUGCUAGAUCGGACGAACUGACAAGACAUACACGCAAGCACACCGGACACAGACCUUUCUCAUGCCCCCUGUGCCGGAGGGCCUUCGCGCGCUCCGACCACCUCGGACUUCACAUGAGACGACAUUAGUACAUUAUAUAAUCUAAAAUUAAACGCGAGUAACUCAAUACAUGUGAUAGAAGAUAAAAUAUAUACGCGGCAGAUACGUUGCACUCAAACGUUACAUAAACGUUGCGCUCAAUUUCGGCAAAUUCCAAUCGCGUGCAAAGGACUUUCACUUCGAAUAUGAUAAACGAGCAGAGGAUUUAAGUGAAAUUUCUUCGUAUUAUUUUCGUGUUUCACGCAUGCGCGGUGCCGCAUUCAUUCUUUCAAUCAAUUAACUAUUGUUCUCUCUUUCUUCAUUAAUAACUUGCGUCUGCUUACUACGUACGUACAAAAAACUAAUUACGAUAUAAUUAACUUUAAUUGUCUAGGUUUGUUUCAUACACAUAGUAAAACGAAAUCUAGGAGACGUAACCUUGUUUUAUGUAUUUAGUAAAAUAAAUAAGAAAUGGUCUUCCUAUAAUUAUUUCCUCAGCGCGAUGAAAUUAUGUUAUAAACGUAUCAACCAACCCGCAGAUUAGAAUUAAAAAAAAAAAUCAAGCUACCGCCGGCUUGGAACAAAGUUUAUAGACCUGUGCCAACCACAAGAGUGAAAACAAAUAAACAAGAUUGACAUCGAACUGAAGCGAUAUCAUUGGUCGAGAUGUUGAAUUGUCUAUGAUAUUUACUAUGGAUUCGCGAAAGCUGUCAUCGAAACUUUGGAAGUAAUAUUCAGUGGAUGUAAGUAGUUAAGUGGAAUAGGGUUGUUUUUAUAAAUAAAGAUAUAACGAAGGGUUAACCCCGUAGUAUUUUUAAAAAGAGUGACAUCAGCAUCGCUGACGUCACAAUUGUCAACUUCUUCACGAUUGCUCAUAUUUAAUUCGUUGUAAUAAGAAAAACAAGUACUUGUAGAGCUUC
Messenger RNA from Nymphalis io (European peacock), 2045 nucleotides. Its product is annotated as Krueppel-like factor 3. The transcript has 9 exons. Gene Ontology annotation, biological process: regulation of transcription by RNA polymerase II. NCBI's taxonomy places the organism in Eukaryota, Metazoa, Arthropoda, Insecta, Lepidoptera, Nymphalidae. The coding region runs from base 342 to 1175 and encodes 277 amino acids. Gene Ontology annotation, molecular function: DNA-binding transcription factor activity, RNA polymerase II-specific; RNA polymerase II cis-regulatory region sequence-specific DNA binding. The record is from RefSeq and is a predicted model, not a curated record.